AUGCGUCUCACCGCCCCCAUGAUCUUGACGACGUUUGCAAUCUUGUUGGAGGCAGUCUUAUCGAUGGAUGGAGUUAUCCCGACUGAAACAGCCUCGACGGCAGAUGAGGACCUCAUCUGGCGCGCCUUGGAUGUACCCACUCCCCCCAACCCGGAAGAAGAGCCGUGGCACCGAGAGGACUGCAAGUCCCAUCGAGUCAGGUGGAACGCGGCGCACCAGUUCUGCUAUGGCUGCCAAACCUUAAUUGCUGACCCUCAGAGCGGUUACCUAGCUUGUCACACUUGCCGCAUGAUAAAACCUGGAUCGACGAGGCAGAUCAACAUCUGCACAAAAGCCAGUUGCCUGACUUCACCACUUCCAACUUCAAGCGCGUGA
Puccinia graminis f. sp. tritici CRL 75-36-700-3 is the source of this 375-nucleotide messenger RNA. RefSeq lists its product as uncharacterized. The transcript has a single exon. Lineage: Eukaryota; Fungi; Basidiomycota; Pucciniomycetes; Pucciniales; Pucciniaceae. Bases 1 to 375 code for a protein of 124 amino acids. The record is from RefSeq and is a predicted model, not a curated record.